ACAACGAGAGGCGUGUCCGGGAUUUUAAAGAGGUAAGAAGGGAAGCCCCGUAACUCCGGACAAAUCAGUCCGCUCCAGCCUUCAGAACGCGCGCAGGUUCGCCCCUGCGUGACAGCAGCGGCACACGGAGCGAGCGGAGGGAAUCCCCGCCUGCCGCCGCGCUCUCACCAAACGGCAAACACACACUCGCCCGUCCGGUGCAUCCGCCGGCCGCCUCGCGGGCAUGGCACGGGCCGAAGUUUGACUGUCGCGCCUGGAGUCCCGGUUACGGCGUCUGCCGCGGGCAGCUCGGAAAACCACCGCGGCUUUACAACCGAGCGUUUGCCGAGACACGAGGACGCCCGUUUCUCAUUGAUGAGGCAACCACCCAAUGAUUUUGAAAGUAUGGCUCUGAACGGGCCGCUUCUACCGUCUAUAUCAACCUUCUCCAGUGGCGCCGCCGUCCAGAGAAAACCCGCGGGGCAAGGAGCGUCUCAUUUAAGAUGGAAAGAGGAGCUGUCCCAUAUGAAGCGUCCAUGCGCACCGUCUGGAGGAGGGGGCUCUGAUCACACUGUGCUCUGUACCAUGGCCAAGAAAGAGCCGGAGGAGCUCGACCUCCUCGACUACGACUUCAUCCUGUCUAACAGCAUGCAGCAGCAGCAGCAGCAGCAACAGCAGCAACAGAGCCACCUACCCCAGCCGGAGGAGGCAUCUGCUAUGAGCGGCGUCUCCAGGCCGCCUCCUGGCUCCCCGGGACCCUACUCCUACCCGCUGACCUCUCCUCAGGGCCCGGCCACCACCGACAUGCUCUACCUGCCGGACCUCAACGACGUCUCCCCGUCGGGGGGCUUUGUGGCGGAGCUGAUGAGGCCCGAGCUGGACUCCGCCUACCUCCAGCCCCCCGCCGGUCUCCACGGCAAGUUCGUGGUGAGGACCACCAUGCAUGCGGUGGACUACAGCCAGGGGGCGACGGCGAGCAAGACGGGCGCCGCGUCGGACCCAUCCCUGCUGUUCUCGUGCCCCAGGAUUAAACAGGAGUGUCCGAACAAGUGCGCCGGCCCCCAGCCGGCCGAGACGCAUUCCUUCCCUGCCGGGAGGAGCGGCAUCGGGGCUGACCACGCCCCGGGCUCCGCCCUCUCCCAAGACGAGCGCCGCGGCUCUCCCUCUCAAGUGCUGGGUCCGCGUCCCAUCCCCAUGGCCCAGGUCUUCCCUUCCACUCCGGGCUACUCAUCCUUCCCUCCCGCUCCUGCCACGCCCUACCCCGAGAUGAUCUCCGAGGGGCUCCCGGAGGAGCCAAAGCCCAAGCGCGGCCGCCGCUCCUGGCCCAGGAAGAGGGUGGCCACGCACACCUGCGACUACGCAGGUUGCGGAAAGACGUACACGAAGAGCUCGCACCUGAAAGCGCACCACCGAACACACACAGGGGAGAAGCCCUACCACUGUGACUGGGAAGGAUGCGGCUGGAAGUUUGCGCGAUCGGACGAGCUGACACGGCACUACAGGAAGCACACGGGUCACCGGCCGUUCCAGUGCCAGAAAUGCGACCGGGCUUUCUCCCGCUCCGACCACCUCGCCCUGCACAUGAAGCGCCACCUCUAAGCACAGCGCUUUGCGUUGGUGCGUGCGAGUGUGUCCAAACCACGCGUUGCCUUCAAACAAGAGACAGCGAGAUGAGCGCUCUAUGACGAGCUGUGUCAUCCACGGCAAGGACAGCCUUCCAGGCUCCAAACGUACUUCUGAUUUUGGUAUUUGUUUGUCAUUGUGUUUAUUGUUGUUGUCGUUACUGUCUUCCAACGUAACAAGGACGCAGAGAGGCCGUCUGUACAACUGACACCAGUUUGCCGCGGGAGUUACUGGAAAGUCGUCUCUCCAUUGGGAAAUCUGGGGCAACUAAAGGUGCCAGAGGAACGAGAAGAAUUCAGACUGGAAUCAUGUAAAAAUCAGGGAUAUCUGGGAUCAAUGAGAUUGAUGUGUGUUGAAGCUCGACCUAAAAAAAGCUUUGGAUUCAGCAAGCAUUCAAGAGAAAGCGUGGGCCGAAACACACAACACUGUUCUGUCUUAUGAAUAUAUUUUUAUAUAACUCCUUUUAAGCCAUUAAUUUCAGGUACAAAGUAAUUUAUAAAUAUGUUACAGGAUGGUGCUCAGUAUACCCAGGUGUUUAUAAAGGUACCAAAGAGGAAAGCAGACAGAUGAAAUGUGUGCAUUUCUUGGGAUCCUUUUCUUCCACACGGCAGGCUGGAAUUCAGGGGACAUGUGGCACUUCUCCGUGGUGAUGGCAAUCUCAUCUGCACUGUGGCUCUUGGGUGCAAUAAUUUUUAUAUAUAAAUAAGACAUAUUUCAUAUUUUUGUAAGAAACCAAAAAAAAAAAUAACUCUGAACAAAGA
Electrophorus electricus (electric eel) is the source of this 2363-nucleotide messenger RNA. RefSeq names its product Kruppel like factor 4 (gene klf4). Gene Ontology annotation, biological process: regulation of transcription by RNA polymerase II. Gene Ontology annotation, molecular function: DNA-binding transcription factor activity, RNA polymerase II-specific; RNA polymerase II cis-regulatory region sequence-specific DNA binding. Lineage: Eukaryota; Metazoa; Chordata; Actinopteri; Gymnotiformes; Gymnotidae. The record is from RefSeq and is a predicted model, not a curated record.